Molecule: messenger RNA, 921 nt
Organism: Adineta steineri
Lineage: Eukaryota; Metazoa; Rotifera; Eurotatoria; Adinetida; Adinetidae
Source: the annotation of a GenBank genome assembly
AUGACUGGUUCAAUUUUAGAACAAUCUUGUCUUACUUAUAAAAAUGUCAAAUACAAUGCUAGCUCAAAUACUGAUACGAUACUUUAUAUGUCACCAUCCGGAUCCCGAAUUGAAACAGAUUGUUUACAAUAUAAGAUUCAAGACAUUGAUGUUAUAAUAGAAAAAGAUUGUCGAAGAAUUUUCACAUGUAUCUCAUUCAUAUUUGAUAAUAAUACAUUUUUCGAACAGUUUUUUCAUCAAAAUCCUACUAUUAUUCAUUAUUUACACAUAUCAGGGGAGCCCACGUCAGCAUUUCCCAUACUUGUGAUAACUAUUGAAAGUUAUAAUUUAACAGAACUUACUUUAAAAUAUCUCAAUUCACUUUUACAUAUAAAUCUGCCAUCUUAUAAUACAUUACUUGUUAAAUUCAUCAAACCUCUAUCGAAUACAAAAAUAAUUCAUUUAAAAAAUGAUUUCGAUGAUGUUUCUGUCAAUAAUAUGGAAUUGGCUUUUUCUUGUAAUUAUCUUAAAAAUGAUAUUGAAUGGAUUAAAUAUAUUAUAUAUUCAAACGAAAUUAAACCUAUUGGAUCAGUUAUAUGUAAAGAAUCUAAUUUCUCAGUACUAUUAAAUCCAAUUAUUAAUAAUACUUCAAACACAACAACUGUUGAUAAUAAAUUUCAUUUUUCAUUUAUUAACUUGCUAGAAAAACUAAGAUCUUUUCUUAUUUUCAUUGUUAUUUCGUUCUUCAUUCUUCUUCUAUGUGGUGUAAUGAUAUCUUACUACAUAUUCUUUGGAUUUAAUAAUCGAAAAAAACAUCAACAAAUCAGUCAAGAUUUAAAUACGAGAUCAAGUGUAACUAGUACUGAUACAUCAGAUACAGUAGAGACAAAUGGUAAUUCAUCAUCUUCGAAUAAAGUAGCAAAUUCGCGUAUUCUCACAUAA